Molecule: messenger RNA, 3726 nt
Organism: Recurvomyces mirabilis
Lineage: Eukaryota; Fungi; Ascomycota; Dothideomycetes; Mycosphaerellales; Teratosphaeriaceae
Exons: 1
Coding region: 1-3726 (1241 amino acids)
Biological process (GO): phosphatidylinositol dephosphorylation
Molecular function (GO): protein binding; phosphatidylinositol-4,5-bisphosphate 5-phosphatase activity
Source: RefSeq, a predicted model, not a curated record
AUGGCGGAUGGCGAAGACGUGACAGACUUUACCUCAAUAAAACCGGUGUCUUCACUGCGGUCGAGAUUCGAGAACUUGGGCAAGGAUGUGGAGCCGCAGACACCACCACUGGAGCGUCGACAGGUGUCGCUGACAGCUACGAACACUGGGGUGUCGGAGAGGCCAAAGACAGCGUCGGGAGAGAAGCCACAACUUCUCGCUGCCAGUAAUGCUACCGCACCACUGCAGUCUGGUCUACGAAGACCGAAGCCUAGCCAUCUUCAGUCGAGACCCCAAUCAAUGAUGGACGUAACGCCUUCGCAGAAGUCGCCGCCCAUGGUGACUGUUGACUCUCCGAGCUCCCCGGCGCCAGAUAGUAUCAAUGCGCGGUUGAGUACACCACGACUACUCCCCACGCCCGAUUCCACAGGCUCACCGACCAGAAGCCAUGCGCGGACGCUCAGCAGAGCAACCACUCCAGCACUAGAGAAGCGCAUUUCCAUGUUCUUGCAAGAUGCGCCGCCCAAGAUCGACCUUGCCAGUAAGCCAAGAGUCGUGGCGCCUCUUAUCGAGACUACCCCGCCAAAGGUCCCACCCCCUGUCAACCGCACAGCCAAGCCGUCGGUACCGGUCAAGCCUGCUACACUCGCACAAAAGUCGAAUGGACUGGCAGCACCAGAGCCGAAGCUGUCAGAGAUGACAGACCAUAGUGUCUCACCUUUCAGCACACCUCCUGGCAGUGGCGCAGGCUCACCAGAGAUUCGGGGCGAAGCUGGUGUGCCGAUUGGUCGCGAGCGCAACACAUCGGAUGCAUCGUUCGUCGAGCGAUUACGCAGCGACUCAGGAGCGUCCUCUGCAGUCUACCGUACGCGUUGUGAUUCCGAUGUUUCGUUUGCUGAACGAGCUCGAGCAGGCUCGAAUGCCUCGUUCGUGGAGCCAUCAUCUUUGCCAGAGACUACGUUCCAUGCGCCAUCCUCACUUUGGCGAGCAUCAAGCAAACGAGAUCAGGCAUCUCCUAGUCUUGCCAGGACGCCGACUAUGCCAGCACGGUACGGACAUGCUCGUAACAACAGUGCUGGCGGCGAGGUAGAUGACGACCGACCAAGACUACCUGCCCGGCCUGAACUACAGAUUCGCUCGGGGCGGACAAGUCCCACGAAGCCGAGAUCAGGCAGGACGAGUCCAAGCAAGCUCUCGCAACAGAUACAUCCUCGACGAUCACACGAUGGCCUGAGACGAGCUGCUACGUUCGGGGAUCAGCCGCCACCACAGCGUAUUCCUGCGACCAGAGCGAUGCCCAAAUCUGCGCUUACCGAAGGUUUUGACCGGACGGUAAGUCUUGCUCCAGGCAAAGCUGCACCAGCAGUCCCAGCACCUAGGAGGUCAGUGGACAUGCGACGGCCACAGAUGCCUCCGCCCGCGAAGUCAAGCGUGCAGGAUGCUGUGCAGACCAAUGGAUACUCCCACGACGAUCAAGAAGACUUCAUGCCGAUUGCCCAAGCCGAUACUUCCACGUCAGCCUCGGAGUACCCCGAUGCCACUCAAGCGAAUCGCAGGCCACCGAAAUACAAGCAGCGGCCAUUCCAGAUAUUCACAGAGUACGAUACCAGACUCUGCGCGGUGUCUGGUGAAAUCGUGGUGACCAGUGGCUACAUCACGAAAGCAUGGAACAUCAAGACGGGCGAGCAAAUUCUCAACAUGAUGCACAAUGAGAAUGUUAAGGCCACUUCAGUAGCCUUUAAACCUGCUCUGGAACCUCGUGACGAAGGCACCCGAAUCUGGGUUGGGACAAACAUUGGCGAGAUACACGAGAUUGACAUACCAAGCCAACGACUGGUCAAGACACGAGCGAAUGUUCACACACGUCGGGAAGUCGUUCGUAUGAUCAGGCACGGCACGCAGAUCUGGACACUAGAUGAUGGUGGAGAGCUUUGCAUCUGGAGGCCAGAUGCGAAAGGCCUUCCCAACGUUGAUGGCCAGUACCAUAGCUUUCGUGUCCCUCGAGGACAUUCUGCUUCUGUGGUUUGUGGCAACCACCUUUGGAUCGCUACGGGAAAGGACAUUCGUGUCUUUAACCCUACCGCCAGCAACGAUGCUGAGUUUCAAUUCAUGCGCGGCACUCUUUCACAACCCGGCGCAGGCGACGUAACAUGCGGCACCACGCUUACGAGCACACCUGAUGUCAUAUACUUCGGCCACUCAGACGGCAAGGUCAGCGUCUACAACUGCAAAGACUUCUCUGCAGUAUCUGUCGUCACCGUCAGCUUGUACAAGAUAGCAUCUCUAGCUGGCGUAGGCGACCGUCUGUGGGCUGGCUUCAAUACUGGUAUGAUAUAUAUUUACGACAUUUCGACGACACCUUGGCGAGUGAAGAAAGACUGGGAGGCACAUGAGAAAAAGCAGGUCUGCAGCAUCGUGCCUGACGCUUCUGCAUUGUGGUCUAUGGAUCGUUUGCAGGUUGUCACGCUUGGCACAGAUAAUAUAUUGCGGAUAUGGGAUGGUUUCUUGCAAGAAGACUGGCUCGAUAGCCGAAUGCAGAGCUAUGAUUCGCGAUACUGCGCCUACCGCGAAUUGACCGCCUCAGUGCUCACCUGGAACGCUGGUGCCUCCAAGCCACAGUAUCUACAGCAAAACCAUGAAGACAACAACUUCUUCCGGGAUUAUCUCAGCUCUGGCGAGCCUCCCGACAUACUUGUCUUCGGCUUCCAAGAACUGGUUGACCUUGAAGACAAGAAGACGACAGCGAAGUCGUUCUUCAAGUCGAAGAAGAAAGAUGGUGGAGACCAGGAGCACAUGUCUCAUCAGUAUCGUGCCUGGCGAGAUCAUCUUACGAGGUGUCUUGAGGAGCACAUUCCCGCGAACGUUGGCUACGCUCUACUGCAUACUGCUAGCAUGGUUGGACUGUUCACAUGCAUAUUUGUGAAGUCUACCGUACGCAGCCGCAUCAAGCACGUCCACACUGCGGAGGUCAAACGUGGCAUGGGUGGCAGGUACGGCAACAAAGGUGCCCUCAUCUUGCGAAUGGUCCUAGACGAUAGCAGUCUCUGCUUCAUCAAUUGCCAUCUAGCAGCCGGCCAAACUCAAACCAUCAACCGCAACAAUGACGCAGCCGCCAUUCUCGAAGCAGAAGCACUUCCUCCCUACCCACUCGCCAACAGUAGCGCUGCCCAGCACAACGAUGUCUUUGCUUCGGGUGGCGAUGGCAGCCUUGUGCUCGACCACGAGAUCUGCAUACUCAACGGCGACUUGAAUUACCGCAUCGAUACCAUGGGUCGAGACACAGUGAUCAAGCACGUCGCCCAAAACAAUCUCGCCCGCUUACUAGAGCGCGACCAACUCCUGCUCAGCCGCAAAAAGAAUCCAGGUUUCCGCCUUCGAGCCUUCCAAGAGAAUCCCAUAACGUUCGCACCAACAUACAAGUACAACCUCCACUCCGACGACUACGAUAACAGUGAGAAGCGCCGCGCACCGGCCUGGUGUGAUCGCAUUCUCUAUCGUGGUCUUGGACGUGUGAAGUUGGAAGAGUAUCGACGGUGGGACGUUAGAGUCUCCGAUCACAGGCCUGUGAGUGGGAGGUUGAGGAUGAGGGUCAAGACUGUUGAUGCUGGUAAGAGGGCGCAGGUCUGGGAAGUAUGUAAGGGAGAACUCGAAGUGAGGACGGCGGAGAUGGGGAGGAGUGUGAUGGUGGAGUAUUGUGUGAAUGUGCUUGGCAUGACAGCACAGAAGGCGAGCGCGGCGGUAGGGUGA